Molecule: messenger RNA, 747 nt
Organism: Colletotrichum graminicola M1.001
Lineage: Eukaryota; Fungi; Ascomycota; Sordariomycetes; Glomerellales; Glomerellaceae
Product: mitochondrion organization and biogenesis protein
Exons: 1
Coding region: 1-747 (248 amino acids)
Cellular component (GO): nucleus
Source: RefSeq, a predicted model, not a curated record
AUGUUCUGCUCAUGUAGAUUGAGCCCUUUAAGGCUUUUCUUACAGGGCGUUUCGCAAACGGUCGCCUCCGAACCCGCCGUCGCAACGAGAUUUUCCCAGCACCUUAAGAACCCCCACGCUCUGCAGCUCGGCCAGAAAUCAACAUUCGCGACCUCGACGGCCUAUAGUAGACAUGGCGACUGGAAAGGGCCCAGAAAACCCGUCACGGUGCUCCCGGAGAGAAACCACGCAACAAAGGACAGGAGGGGAAGGGACGGCCUGGCCGGCGAGGACGACCCCGAGGACGGCGCGAAGCCCAAAAGAGAACCCUGGCAGAUCCAGAAGGAGGCAUUGAAGAAGAAGUUCCCCGAGGGCUGGAACCCGCGCAAGCGGCUCUCGCCGGACGCCAUCGCGGGCAUCAAGGCGCUGCACGCGCAGUUCCCCGAGGAGUACACGCUCCGGACGCUGGCCGACAAGUUCCAGGUGUCGCCCGAGGCGAUCCGGAGGAUCCUCAAGAGCAAGUGGCAGGCGUCGCCCGAGGAGGAGGAGGAUCGGCAGGAGCGCUGGUUCCGGCGCGGCGUCAGCGUGUGGUCGCGGUACGCCGAGCUGGGCAUGAAGCCGCCCAGCAAGUGGCGCCGCGAGGGCGUCACGCGCGACCCGUCGUACCACGAGAACCGCAAGGCGGCGAUCCAGCGGAGGAAGGAAGAGGAGGCGGAGGAAGACGCCGGGGAGAGGUUACAGCGGAAGCUGUCUGACACGAUUCUGUAG